GCCACGAAACGGCGCUUCCGUAGGCAAUGCCAAGAGCGCAUGCGCGAGGACACGUCACUUUUCUUAAGAGCUUCGGAGUGAAUAAAAGUUCAGUUGUUGUUUGGGAUGCGUGUUGCCUGUACUCGCUUGGCUCAGCCUUGCAGCGUGUCCCAACAUUGGUGACCCGGAAUAGUGGUGCAGCCACCGGGGUUGAGCAUCAUCGUCGCUAUGACUUCGACGUCGACGACGGACUCCACGACUAUGACUUCGACGUCCACGACGGACGCUACGCCGACAGUCUCUUCAGUCGACGGUAAGCUGCCCCCCUUUUGGACCGCAGACCCCGCACUCUGGUUUAUUCAAGUAGAAGCGCAGUUCGCAGCACGACGCAUCACAGCAGACCUUACCAAAUACCACUACGUCGUAAGCAGCCUCCCGCCGCCCAUAGCCAGUGAAAUACGGGAUCUUUUACUCGACCCGCCUGCUGAAAAAGCAUACGCAACGCUAAAAGAGACCCUCAUCCGCCGUGUCACGCCCCCCGAAACGCAGCGACUGCAGCAACUGCUUCGCGACACGGACCUCGGCGACCGUACUUCCAGUCAGCUGUUGCGGCACAUGCAACUAUUGCGCGGCGAAACAACAAACAGUGUAGACGGAGCAUUAUUCCGAGAACUCUUUUUGCAAAAGCUGCCGUCAAAUGUCCGCUUGGUUGUCGCUGCGUCAGAACAGAAAGACCUACCUGCGGUCGCCGAGCUUGCUGAUCGACUCAUGGCGAUCACCGCACCCACAUCACUGGCUUCCGUGCGAGCACAACAUGCUCAGGACGAACUUCAGCAAAUGCGUGACGAUAUUUCUCGGCUCACCGAAACGUUAUCAGCUUUGCGCACAAGCAGGAAUGCACCAAAGUUAAGCGAGCCAAACACGUCGCUAUCGCAACCUCAGCGGGAGAAUAUAUGCUGGUAUCAUCGGCGGUUCGGAAAUGCUGCGCGUAACUGCGUUCCACCCUGCGCGCGCUCGGGAAACGACAGCGGCAAGCACUGA
Messenger RNA from Dermacentor silvarum, 1020 nucleotides. RefSeq lists its product as uncharacterized. NCBI's taxonomy places the organism in Eukaryota, Metazoa, Arthropoda, Arachnida, Ixodida, Ixodidae. Bases 208 to 1020 code for a protein of 270 amino acids. The transcript has a single exon. The record is from RefSeq and is a predicted model, not a curated record.